This is a messenger RNA of Spodoptera litura, 7196 nucleotides long. Its product is annotated as bridge-like lipid transfer protein family member 3B. The record is from RefSeq and is a predicted model, not a curated record. Lineage: Eukaryota; Metazoa; Arthropoda; Insecta; Lepidoptera; Noctuidae.
UCACAUGAAAAGUACCUUUGGAUGUGAGAAUUCGUGUGUGCGAUAAUGAUUUUUUGAUAAAUUCCGUGUUAUUUAGUUAGAUUAUAACAAAUUUAUCAUUAACAAUGGUGACUAUAAUAAAGAACCAACUGUUAAAACAUCUCUCGAGGUUCACAAAGAAUCUGUCACCAGAACAGAUCUCCCUCUCAGCGUUGCGAGGGUCUGGUGAGCUGCAAGACCUGACCUUGGAUGAGGAGUUGCUGACAGACCUCCUGGAGCUACCAGGCUGGGUGAGGCUCACUUCUGCAAAGUGCAACAGAGCCUCUUUCAGGAUACAAUGGACCAAGUUGAAGACUGUCCCCAUUGUGUUGAAUCUGGACGAGGUACACAUAGCUCUAGAAGUAUGUCAGGAGCCGCGGGUGAUGAACCCUGGAGCCGCCGGAGCCCUGCCCGUGCCUGGAAAAUACAGCUACAUACACAAGGUGAUAGAUGGAAUCUCAGUGGCUGUGAACCACGUGCAAAUAGACUUUAACUGUGAAGCAUUCACCAGCAGUGUUCAGAUCUCAAGAGUAACCGUGGAGUCUCGAACGCCGGAGGGCCGGAAAGGAGACCUAAGACUGACUAGAAUCAAAUCGCCUGACACCGGACAAUUGCUUAUAUUUAAGGAGUUAGAAUGGCAGAGCGCUCGCAUAGAAGCCAAAGCCCACGGCGCAGCCAACGCCAACCUCCCGCCCUUACGACUGUUACUGGGCAACACACACUGUCGGAUUGUCAUCAAAAAGAGACUGUCAGACUGCGCAGUGAUAGGGUCUCGUCUAGCGAUAUGCCCGGAGCCCCUAGCGUGGGCCCUGACAGACGGACAGCUCCGCGCCAUGUUGGCGUGCGCGGUGGCACUCGCCAAGCCAGUGCAGAGAGCUACUGCCGCCGCUACUAGGAUCAAAGCUUUACGGAAGAUCGAGGAGCCUCGCGAGCAGAUAUCGAGCAGACCGGCGACGGGCGAACGUGACAUACUAGCGCGGAUGUUCGCCAAGCAUGACGUCAGGGAGACCUCGUACCAUCUACUGGCGCCACGGAUAGACCUGCAUCUAUGUGACGAUCCUGGAUUGGGUCGUUCAGAAAAGCCGUCUCUAUCCAAUGGCGGUGCUCUGCAAGUGACGCUGGUCAGCAUGCAGGCCGACCUGUUCCCAUACCACAAGGCGUCGGACGACAGGAGACAUUGGCGAGGAUAUAGGGAGGCGGCGACUCCCCACAGCCAGUGGUUGUCGCAGGCACUGUCGUCAUUCUGCACGACGCUGCUAGACUCGCUCGACCCGCGCCCACUCACUCCUAGCUCCAAGAUGAGUCAACCCGAGAAGUCGGAGGAGCCAGUCUCUAACGGCAUCAAACACAAACAGACUCCCACACAACACAACGCUUCCACUGCUCCGUCCACUAACUCUACUACUGCCUCGCAAGCGUCGCCGACUAGAACGCGCAUACUACAGCAGCUCGGCAAACUGAUGACGACGUGUCUUGUACUUAGGAUAGACGACUUCACUGUUUACAAGGUAUCGACGGGGUCCAAGAACCGCGACGCGCCCCGUCCACUAGUGAGCGCUGAGAAGGCCACGCUACCGGGCGACGCCGGGCUACUUCACGCCGAACUUACUUUCUUCUACUAUCCUGGAGACGUCUGCUUUCCUGUCCCAGCCCCGAAGCUGUACGUGCAGUUGAGUCCGGUCCGUAUAUCCGUGGACGUGAACACAGUAGUAUGGCUGGGCGCCUUCCUGCCGCAUGUCGUGCCCCGCGGACAGGACAUGGACAUCGAGGACGCGCCGCCUGCAUACAUGGAUGUUAGGAUGGAAGCUAUCAUGCCUAAGCUGGUACUAGAAGCAGGUCCAGAACACGUAUCAGCGCAGCGCGACAGGCCUCGUGAGCUCCAUCUAUGCACUGCGCGCGCUACGCUCACUAACGUACGAGAGUCGCCGCGUGCCAAUUCAGCUGGUACGCGCGCAGACCUAGCGUCUAUACUGGCAGCACUGCGCCGGUCCGCGCCGCCCCGGGAUCAGUUCCCAUGCGCGGUAGACGACAUGGACCCCAUACAUGAACAGUUUAUUUUACAUGCUGAUAACUUGGACGACAUAGACCGCGGUACAGCGAUGAGUCCGGAGCUGUUAUGGCGCGAGAAUCGCUCAGUAUGGUGCGCUCGCGUGGAGCCGCUGUGGGCAGACUUCUGCGGCGCGCGCGCCACUAACUACAAGCCUGCGCCCUUGUUGGAUGCCACGCCGCUUACUGCUUGGUUAUGUUUCGCGGACGACUUCAGCCGUAUCUGGAUAGUGGCCCGUACGUGUGGCCUGGCCGGUCUCCAGCUCAACCAUUACCAGAUGCUGUUCCUCAUGAGGCAGCUAGAAAGGAUCUCCGAGAUGACCGCCUGGCUCGCUCAUGAUGCGGAGAGGCAGCCUGAUGCUGAAGAUGGGACCAUUGUAGUUGGCGUAGUGGUACCAGCUGUGGAGCUAACGUUUGUGCUUCCAUCCAACUGUCCUGGACAGGAGUCGUCCAGGGACCUGGACAGCGUGCCUUUAGACUCCUCCAGCUUGCAAGACUUAAAAAUGGAGCACCAAACUGUGUCCACGCUAGGCGCGUCCACGCCGCUCGAAGAGAACUGCAUAGGUUCUGAGGCGACGAUGGCGCCCUCUAUGAUGGACCGCGACAGCGGCGUACUGGCCACCACCUCCGUGGAAGUCUAUCAGCCUAUACCCAUUGAGGAACCGCCUCCACCCAGCCCUGGAUUAAGUUUUGGAGGAUUCUCAUCAAUGCGUCGCGGGUUCACGUCGCUAGUGACGUCAAUAGACAGCGCAUUGACGCGCGACGACACGCGCAGUGACGCGGCGUCCACGGCCAGCUCCGACAGUGACCGCUACGUCGUCGUCGGCUUGGCGGCCGAGUCGCCUGAUGAUGCUGACAUGGCAUUUAGGGAGUUUGAGCAUGGACGCGCAGCAUCGUCAAGCGGUGUAGAGGUAGCAGCCGAGGUGGUGGAACGAUCCUCGUCACCGAGCGACCACUCUGUGACCAGCUCUUGCAGGAGAAGAGAUGUCAUAUCAACAAGUACUUGGCGUCUGAACAACAUACACAUAGUUCACCAAAGCGGUGGUGGAAGGACCUGCCUUCGACUGGCUGCCGACGACCUGAAGAGUGACGAGUGUAACGCUAUACCCUGGGAUGAGUUCCAGAACCGUCUCAAGAACAAGUUCUCAAUGAGGGCGCGGGCCUGGUUGGAGCCGGUCGUCUCUGAGAGUGAUGAGCUGGCGCCGAGGAAUGAGCCUCUAGUCGCCGCUAGACUUGUGAGGACUCAACUGCCGAGAGCACCUGAGGAUAAGGGUCUAGCACCAUUCGAAGAGUUACUUGAGGCUCGGAUCCGGGACCUUAGUAUAGCUCUGAACAUGAGCACAGCGUUAGCGCUCGCCGAGUUGAUUGAAGAUGAAGUGGUCGCGCCGCCUAUGCCGCUUGAGGUCCUAAUAGAAAACGUGAAACUCCACUUAAUAGAAGAUAGACCGACGCGUUCAAUAUCAUCACCACCGCCUCAACCUCUAGACAUCGACCUGACUACAUUAAGGAUGACCAGGGACACUGCUGGGGUUGUUCGUUUAGGUCCUCCAGUGUCCACACCUUCGACCAUAGCGUCUCCAGCCACGCCACAACCACAACCAGAAUUAGAUGAAGCUAGAGAGAAGAUUGAUAGGCUGAACAGGGAAAAUGAGGAAUUGAGGAAAAGGCUCGUCACGUUGGCGAGGAUAGCGGAGGAUAAUCGAGAGUUGAGAGCGAAAGUAGAAGAAGCGUCAGUGUUACGGCAGUGCGUCCACUCGGCACAACAGGAGGCAGCCAGUUUAUUGGCCGACAAACAGGAGCUUUUGGAAGCCAUGCGUAUUUUACAGGAACAGAUAUCAGGAGGAUGUCGCGGCAAAAGAUAGCGGUCGCGAGGCGGUCCCCCGCAGGGCUGCCUCGACUGUACAGCGUGCUGCGGCGACCAGCAGACGUAGACACAUACACGUACCAACCCUGGUACCGCGCCAAACGGUAUAUUCAUACUUUUGUAUAGGAUUAUGGACGGAAAAUGUACGCUUAAUGUAUUGUAAGCAGCAUAUUGGUAUGAACAAAAGUUUUGUCAUAUUUAUAACUCUAAAACGGCUGUACUGAUUGUAAUGAGAUUUAGUUGACAGGUGUAAAAUGUACAGUUAUUGUAUUGAGCAAAAUAUUGGUUUAAAAAGAUACUUAUGCAUGAAACAAUAAAGUCAUAUUUAUAACUCAAGAACGGCUGCACUGAUUUUAACGAGAAUUGGUUUCAAAGAGACAGAUGGAAAAUAUACCCGAAGGACGGAUUCCUUCAAAUAAGUACAUGAAUACGUGAAACAAAGUCGUGUUUGUUGAAGAGAUCAAAUUACAGAUUUAAAAAAUUUUGUUUGAAUAAUUUAAUUGUCCGAUCUCAAUUCCGCUCUAAAAUAUGGUUGAAGUACUUACAUCAGCAUUUAUAUAGUGAUAUUUUUGUUAUAAAUAACUAAAUAAAUUAAAAAAACGGCUCGAUAUCGACGGCGAACUCGCGUGAUAGAGAAAGCUCUACUAAUUUCAAGUCACACCAGGGCUCUUGGCCUUAAGCAGGGGGCGCAACGCAGCCAACUCAGUAGGUAGAUGAAACGGUUGGUUCAUUAGAGCCGGCCAAUUAAAGCACCGAAUGCAAAGUUGUUUCAAUUACUGUAAACGUAAAACAACUACGUACUAAGCCCUAUGACGUUUUAUCAAAUAUUUCAAGUAUUAUAACAUACAAAAUAAUAAUACUUAAUUCAUUUUUGAAAGUUGAAUAAAUCUAAAUUGGCUGCUAUUUACUUAUUAAAAAAACAUUUAAUUUUACUAAAGACUUCAUAAACCUUAAAUAAAAAAAAUGUUAUAAAACUACCUAUAUGUUGCAUUUUUAUAAGUGUAGCAUACCUGACUAUAUUUAACUAAAUGUGUGAUACCCAGAAUCAUGUCGUAGAAUGUAGAUAUGUAUAACAAAGUUAUGAUCAUAAAUAAAUUGGCCAUAUUAUAAUGUGUGUAAUUGUAGUUCGGUGUAAAUAAUAAAACUUCCUACAGCCCCAAAAAUCUCUUUUUCAAUUGCAUAUUUAAGGAUUUGUAAAAUGUUGAGUCUUUAUAUAUUUAUUAUAAUAAACAUCUGAAUAUUACCUCAAUAUGAACAUUAAUAAUAGAAAUCUAUUCUCAAUAGAAAUAGCCAUAGUUAAACAAAAGAUCUAUUCCAAAAAUGGCGUUAAAGAGAUCUGAGAACCUAAUAAAACUAUUAUUGUAAAGUAAAUAAUAAUAGAUACUAUUAAAUAUUUCUCAUAACUUAGAAAAACUGAAUAUUUCCCUAUUCCAUCCUGUCAGAUGCCCAAUUGUUACUUUCCUGUCAUACAAAAACUUUUAUUUUAUAUAAAUCUUGAUGAUUUCAUAUGUGACUCUUAGAUAGUUAUGUAUUAAAAAUAAAUAUGGCUAUGAGAGAGUAGGUAGAUUGAAUUGGUCAGCUGCUGUUGUAAAGAUAUUUUAAAUAAAAACUACUUAAAAAGCACUAUGAGGCUUUUGAUGUACAUUAUCGUAUCGUAAACUAUUUAUAAUGUAAUCGUUCAAUAUUAUUUUGGUGCCAAAAGCGCAGACUGUAUUUUAAAUGUAUAAACUAUGAUUUUUUAUUCUUUGAACACAAUAGAAUACAAUUUUAUUACCGUUGCGUCUUCCAUGUUUUUUGUCGAUCGAUGUUUAAAAAGACGUUCCAAAUUCAAACACUUACAUAUCCUUCUAUCUAUAGUACGAAGAGUAAAAAUCAUAGAUUUAUACUAUUAUUUUAAUGAGGUUGUAAAUAAAAGUUUUAUAUUUUUUUUAAAUGAAGUGAUGCUUUUCGUUUGUUUAAUCUUAAUGUAUUAUUGUACAUAAUUUUAUCAGGUGACGUGAUGUAGCUAUUUUUUCGGAUCUUUUUACUGUUUAUUGAUAAAAUAUUUCAUUAUAAAAAAUUCCAUUUGUAUAAGUUUUGUAAAAUUAAGACGUGUUUAGUGGUAUUUUUGAUACAAACUAGAAAGGGAUCAAUUUCAACACAAGUCCUUCGGAAAGUUUAUGCUUAUUAAUUCUAUAAGUAUUGUAAAAUACUUGUCUAAAUGUACUCGUAUCCAAUACAGCUAGAAACGUCUUAAAAUUCUAUGGUAUAUAAAUAAAAAAAUAUCAAAAUAUAAUAUGUAUAAAUCUUUGAAGAAUUCAGUGAGAAUUUUUAUAGAAGUUAACUUUUGAUAGUACAUAGGUAUUUACAUCUCUAUAUAUUUAGUCGAUUUAACAUCUGUUGCUGUGCAGUGUCUAAUACAAUCAUGUUGCGUUCGUGUCUCGUAUGCUACUUGCUGUUAAAUGGUGGUAAUGUUUAUAUUUUUUUUUUUUACAGUUGAAUUAUCUAUCCAUAACCAUCAAUAUGUUAGCCAGAAGACAUUCAUCAGAGAUAUUUAUAUACAGAUUUGUAUUAGUCGAAUAUAUUAAAUCCACUUUUCAUUAAUCGAUUGUAUAUUUCAAUAAGAAAAGAAAUAAAAAAGUACUUACGUUUACAGCACAAGGCAUGGCCUAAUUUUAUAUCUUGGAUAAACUCCUCAUCUGUUAUUAAUCACAUUUUGUUUUACUACUAAAUUAUUACUACCAAUUAACAGAUUUUAUAUCACUUGUUAAAAAGCAAUGUAUUACCAUUUGGUGUAGCUCUAUAUAUCAUUAUACUUAACUCUUUUACUAUGUGUUAGGAUAAAAAAACUUGUGCCUGUAAUAAUUAGGUACAUAUUAAUAUAUCCGCUUUAUGGUCGUUGCUGCCUUUUUAUACUCUCAUCUAUUUAAUCGAUGUAACUAUUAAGAAACUUGCCCUUUGUUCGUCUGUCUUGUAUACGAUAAAGUGACAUUUAGUCGCUGAAAAAAGUAGUAUUAAAAUUAAAGAAAAAAGGCGGGAACCGCCAUCUUUUCUAUUCACGGCAAGAAGUAAAGUCACUAAAUGUCAUUUUGAAUCGUUAUUUUUCUAUACUUUUUUUUCUGUAAGAUGAUUGAAGGUACUCUGUCCAAGGUAUGCUGUCCCUUCGAUGAGAAGACGUGUGAAGCUGUGAAGCUGUGAAGCAAUCUGACUUUUAAAACAUGUACCAUAAAGUUGUUGCGAUUUAUUUAGUUACGAAGGAAUUGUUAAAAUUAAAUUCAAUAUUCUAUAA